CGAGAUAAACAGUACGAGAAUAACUUGUUGAUUAACAAUUAUUUUCUAUUGUACAAGGAGCUAUCCUAUGCAAUGAAUAUUGGAGACAUUGUGCGUGUUGAAACCUGCAUCAUCACAUGGUCAUUAAUAUUUAAGGCGACGGGCAAACACAAAUAUGCCACAUGCAUGACAGAGUUUUUGAUAAACUUGCAUGUCAAUUAUCCAGCGGGUCUACAGUGA
Messenger RNA from Suillus bovinus, 219 nucleotides. RefSeq lists its product as uncharacterized. NCBI's taxonomy places the organism in Eukaryota, Fungi, Basidiomycota, Agaricomycetes, Boletales, Suillaceae. The transcript has a single exon. The record is from RefSeq and is a predicted model, not a curated record. The annotation marks the transcript as partial.